UUCUCUUUUUUUUAUUCUGAAGGUUCUUAACCACCGCCCUGGCUGUUGAAUCAGUCUAUGGUCUUCAAUUCUUCAUCUCUCUACCACCCUUCCAACCAAAAAAAAAAACAACCUUUUGAAUCUUUCUUCAACAAACCACUCACCAUUUUCAUUCCAAAUUCUCAAUCAAAAAACCCCAGAUGCCACAUUCUAUCUCCAGUGAUACCCUUUCUUCCACCCUCCCAUGACAUCCAUUUUCUCUUCACAACUUUGCAUUGCACCAUUGAAAAUCAAAAACCUUGCACACUUUGAUUUCUUUACACACAUACUUUAACACAAUUCAAACCUUCUUUCUUACUCUCUUUUCCUCUUUUGAAAACUACGACUUCUUCUCCUAUUGCAGUCUUUGGUUGGUGUUGAUUAUUCUGCUUCAAUUCUGCUACCAACUUUUUGAACCUUGGGGACCUUCUGUCCCCUUUUUAAUCCAAAAAACACAAAACAAACCCUUCUAUUUAGAAUCUUGGUGUGAGUGGUUUUUGCGUUUUGUUUGCUCUAGUUUUAUCAAAAAGUUUGAAUUGAAUGAAAUGGUUGUUGAGCUUUGCUCAGAGAAUUGUGGGGUAUCAUCCAUGAGUCCUAGGAUUUCAUUUUCUCAUGACUUCUCCCAAUCAGAUGUUAUUCCAGUGGAGAAACACCCUUUGAGAUCAAACUCAUCUGGCUUGAGCUCAAGCAUUGACUUCAAUUUCUGUGUUCAGGAAAGCUUAGAGCUUGAAUCCUCUUCAGCAGAUGAGCUUUUCUCACAUGGGGUUAUCCUUCCCACUCAAAUCAAGAAGAAGAGCCUCAACCAUGUUCUUCUGAAGCAAAAAAGUCAACAGCUAGCGCCACCAUCUCAACCCCCAUUACCACCCUCGAAAUCUGUUUGUGAUAAUGCCCCUUCCACCACCAGAAAAAGUUUAAAGAAAGAGAGUCACAAAGAUAGCAAGGACUUGAAUGAGGAAGCUGAUGAGAAGCAUAGUUCCAAGUCAUUCUGGAGAUUUAAGAGAAGCAGCAGCUGUGGAAGUGGAUAUGGGAGAAGCUUAUGCCCUUUGCCACUUUUGUCUAGAAGCAAUUCAACAGGAUCUUCACCAAGUGUUAAGAGGAUACCACUGUCAAAGGAGGGUCAUCAAGUUAAGCAAAAUUCCCAGAAACGUUCUUCCCCUAUCUCAAGGUCUCACUCUCAAUCCUUGGCUUCACACAAUAACCAUCAAAAGCCUCCAUUGAAGAGGAGCCAUGGCUCCUACGCUAAUGGUAUCAGAGUUAGUCCUGUUCUCAAUGUUCCUUCUGCAAACCUUUUUGGUUUUGGCUCAAUCUUCUCCAAUAAUAGAGAUAAGAGCAAGAAGAAAUAGUUCACAAACAAAAAACAGAACUUCUAUUCUAAUUUACAAUUUUACUAAUUUGCAAAUGAGUGGGGUCUACCUUUUUUUUAUGUGUACUUCCCGGAUUUACCAUGUGAUUAGGAAAAUUUGCUGUAGAGUUUUCAAAGGUAAAUGAAAUGGUUUGGUUUGCUUCAAGAAGACAAAGUGAUGAUAAAAAGAAAAUGUGUGUAUGUGAAUGGGAUGGCCAAACAAUGAUAUUCAGCCACAUGUUUGGUGUCACAAAAUGUCAGGUAAAUGUUGCUUUCAUGGCUGUCCCUUCUUAGUGUAUUAUUUCUCUCUUCUUUUGUUCUUUGGUUACACAAGGUGUAAAAACGUUGAUUUAACCAUGUCCCUUUUUGCUUUACUCAUGGUUCUCUGCAAUUCUGCAUGAACAAAGAUGAAAAGGAGAAGUUGAUGGUA
This is a messenger RNA of Vigna unguiculata (cowpea), 1790 nucleotides long. RefSeq lists its product as uncharacterized. The record is from RefSeq and is a predicted model, not a curated record. NCBI's taxonomy places the organism in Eukaryota, Viridiplantae, Streptophyta, Magnoliopsida, Fabales, Fabaceae.